Gavia stellata (red-throated loon) is the source of this 732-nucleotide messenger RNA. It is a transcript of the gene ELOVL3, whose product is annotated as ELOVL fatty acid elongase 3. NCBI's taxonomy places the organism in Eukaryota, Metazoa, Chordata, Aves, Gaviiformes, Gaviidae. Gene Ontology annotation, cellular component: endoplasmic reticulum membrane. Gene Ontology annotation, biological process: fatty acid elongation, monounsaturated fatty acid; fatty acid elongation, saturated fatty acid; fatty acid elongation, polyunsaturated fatty acid. The record is from RefSeq and is a predicted model, not a curated record. Gene Ontology annotation, molecular function: fatty acid elongase activity.
AUGUCCCCACCUGUGUGGAGCAGGCACAGGUCUCUAUUUUUUGCUGUGGCUUAUGUGAUCCUGAUCUUUGGAAUCCAGCAUUUCAUGAAGGAAUGGAGAGGCUACAAACUACGCGCACCACUGACCCUGUGGUCCCUCAGUCUGGCCUUGUUCAGUGCCAUUGGGGCCCAUCGGAACUGGAAGCAAAUGGCCUUCAUCCUCCCUACCAAGGGAUUUAAGCAAGUGGUGUGUAGUCAAUCCUUCUAUGUACACCCCAUCUCCAGGCCUUGGGUCUAUUUAUUUGUGCUGAGCAAAGUCCUGGAACUGGGUGAUGCUGUGUUCAUUGUUCUCCAGAAAAAGCAGCUCAUCUCUGUCCACUUGUACCACCACGUUACCAUACUGAUCGUCACCUGGUAUGGCUAUAAGGAUGUGGUGGCUGGCGGUGGCUGGUUUGCAGUCUUGAACUCCAGUGUCCAUGCUGUCAUGUACUCCUACUACACCAUGUGAGCCGCAGGCUUCCAGGUAUCCUGCUUCAUCACCAUGGCAAUCACCUUUUCACAGAUGCUGCAGAUGCUGGCAUAUAUAAUAUUGAAUGUCUUGAUCAUCUUCUGGAUGGAGGAUAAGGUCUGCCACAACACCUGGACAACUGUUUUCCUUUCAUUCGUAUUGUAUCUCAGUUUCCUGGUGUGCUUCUGCAACUUCUUCUUCUUCAAGACUUAUUGGAGGAGCACCCAGAAAUCAAAGGGGGAAUAA